Molecule: messenger RNA, 1873 nt
Organism: Vigna angularis (adzuki bean)
Lineage: Eukaryota; Viridiplantae; Streptophyta; Magnoliopsida; Fabales; Fabaceae
Product: short-chain dehydrogenase TIC 32 A, chloroplastic
Exons: 9
Coding region: 431-1444 (337 amino acids)
Source: RefSeq, a predicted model, not a curated record
AUCACGCUCACGCCUCUUUUCCUUUCCUCUUUAUCAUUCCCCUCUCACUUUUCUUUCUUUUUAUUUUCCUCACCACGUACGCCAAACCUGUGUCGUUUCUCUCUUUCUCUCUCACAGCCUUUCAUUGACAUUAAUGCAGAGCUGUAUAUUGCAGUAGCAGCAUCUGCAAAACCUGACAGUGAAAAAGAGUAACACCUUUUUUUACAGUACAACCCAAAGUCAAGUCCUGAACCCCUCCUUUUUCUCUGUCAUCAGAAAAACAGCCACAACCAGAAUAAUAAGAAGAAUCACAACAAGAAUUUUAUUUAAUUUCCCAAUAUUAUACGAAAACUCUUCGCUCGCUCAGGCAAGACAAGAGUAACGUCCACUCAAACAUUCACUCCAAAUCCAACCACACGCCCUUCAUAUAGUUCAUUUCUCAAUACUAAACAUGAUCGACACUCUUAGAUACCUUCUCGGCUCCGCCGGUCCAAGCGGCUUCGGCUCCAAAUCCACCGCCGAACAAGUCACGGAAAACCGCGCCGAUCUCCGCUGCCUCACUGCCAUCAUCACCGGUGCUACGUCUGGAAUCGGAGCUGAAACGGCGCGUGUGUUAGCGAAACGUGGAGCGAGGCUGAUUCUGCCGGCGCGUAGCGUGAAAGCUGCCGAAGACGCAAAAGCGCGUAUAUUAUCAGAGUGUCCUGAUUCGGAGAUCAUUGUUAUGGCUCUUGAGCUAAGCUCUCUCAAUUCGGUUAGAAGCUUCGUAAAUCAGUUCCACACUCUCGGUUUGCCUCUCCAUCUUCUCAUAAACAACGCCGGAAAGUUUGCGCAUGAACACGCUGUAUCGGAAGACGGAGUUGAAAUGACCUUCGCCACUAAUUACCUAGGUCAUUUUUUGUUGACAAAGUUGUUGGUGAAGACGAUGGCUGAAACGGCGAAGGAGACGGGAGUGCAGGGUCGGAUAGUGAACGUGUCGUCCAGCAUCCACGGGUGGUUUUCCGGCGAUGCUGUUUCGUAUCUGGCUCUUAUAAGCCGUAACAAAAGCCAUUACGACGCCACACGUGCUUAUGCUCUUUCCAAGCUCGCCAACGUUUUCCACACUAAGGAGCUUGCACGUAGACUCCAGCAAACGGGGGCCAACGUGACUGUUAACUGUGUUCAUCCUGGGAUUGUGAGAACCAGACUCACUAGGGAGCGUGAGGGUUUACUCACAGAUUUAGUGUUCUUUUUGGCUUCCAAGCUCCUAAAGACCAUUCCUCAGGCAGCUGCCACAACAUGUUAUGUGGCAACUCAUCCGAGGCUGUCCGAUGUCUCCGGCAAAUACUUUGCAGACUGUAACGAAACUUCAACCUCAAAAUUGGGAUCCAACCUAGCGGAAGCCACAAGGUUAUGGGCCACUUCUGAAUUCAUGAUUUCUAGGGGUCCAAAGGCUGCCUUUGACCUACUCAAGCACCUUGAAUUUUGAAGUUUCUUGGACACUGCAACACAAACACACACCUGUACUUGUGUAUCUGGGGAUAAUACAAAAUUAUACGAGAAAGUUCGAUUGGAGUUAUCAUAAGUGGACAACAGAGCUUGUAAAUAGAAGAAAACAAGUAAAUAAGAGAACGAGAACAUGGGGUCGGGUUGCCCCAUGUGGUGGUUGUUCUUCAAAGAGUAUCUUUCUCUCAUGGUAUUUGCGUGGGACCUACUAACAUGCUCCCCGUGGAAGCGAGAGCGUGCUUUUGAAGAAAAAUAAUUUCCCAACUACAUUUUUGGUUAAACUAAUCAUAGCAAUCCAUGGUCGAGUGAUUGGUCACUCGUGCUAUUCAACAAAUCAAUUUAGACCAUUACACCAAUAAUAUCAUAUUGUUUAAAAAAGUCUUUGUUAAACUACCAAUUAUCUGAAGACAUG